Molecule: messenger RNA, 905 nt
Organism: Salvelinus sp. IW2-2015
Lineage: Eukaryota; Metazoa; Chordata; Actinopteri; Salmoniformes; Salmonidae
Source: RefSeq, a predicted model, not a curated record
CGGUUCAACCACAGCGUCAGAAAUGCCGAUAUGGAGGUGGACUACAAGCAGAACCACACAAAUCUCAAACGCAAAUUGAAAUUCAUGGUUUAUGAGUAGGAGUGUUUUCAGGAAGUGCUCAGAAGAUCCCAGAAGAAGCUGCUCAAAGUGUCCAGAGAUAAAAGUUUUCUGUUGGACCGAUUGUUACAGUACGAGCGGGUGGACGAGGACUCCUCAGAUUCUGAUGCCACAGCCUCUUCUGAGAACAAUGAAGGAGAGGGCACCAGGGAGAGGGAGAGAGACGGAGGAAAGAAGAGAAGUAGCCCUGGCAUAGGCCUUCCUUCAUCCUCCCAUCUCUCUCUCCUCUCUCGUUCUGGAGUGAACCCUCUCCAGUCGUCCGGCAGUACCCCGUACCUCAACACAUUGCCCUUCCCACCAGAGUAUUUGGCUCCACCAGCUGAGAGAAUGAAGAAAGAGAGAAAGACAAAGGCGCCCAAACACAAGAAAGAGACAUCGGGGAAAGUGAGAGGGGAGGAGGAGGAGAUCACAGAUGAGGGAACAGACAUGUGGCACGUAGGCUAUUGAGUUAGGGUCUAGAAGAGGGUGUUUCUACAGUAUAACUGCACUACAUAUGACAGGUUAGGUGCAGGCCUACAGUAGGCUAUAGGAAGGUCCAUAACAUUGUGGCAUCAUCAAUGAAGUAAUGUACUGCCAUAAUAUCCUGGACUCUUUUCAUUUCUAAUUCCUGACCAUUCAUUAAAGGGUUAUUCUUCCUCAGUAGACGAACUACAUCCCAGAUGGAACCCUAUUCUUGCCCCACAGAGCUUGGUCAAAACUAGUGCACUAUAAAGGAAAUAGGUGCAAUUUGGGACUCAGUCCAAGUCAUCUACCCUCUCUUUCUCCAUUGCACUCUCAUUCCAUCUUCC